AUGCAUCCCGCUCUGCUAGUCGACGAUAUCAUUCACGCAAUAUUACAAAAUGUCACAUCCUCUGCGGAAGACAUGCGAAAUAUUGCCAUGACCUGCUCCACACUCUCAGUUCCUGCCCUCAAUAUGCUCUGGUCAGAGCAGUCACAUUUGGCACCCCUCAUCAUGUGCCUGCCUAAACACACUUGGAUAGUCGGAGAGUCGGACUACACCAUUCGCUCCAAUCUACAGAAUUUUUCCGACACUGCGCCGCCGCUCCCCAUGCAUUGGGAGCGCGCCAGACUGAACGCGUCAAGGAUACGCAGGCUUCUCCCAAUUUCCGAUGCGAACUGGUACUCUGAAUAUACUUCUCCUAUGAAACCACAUAUCAGUCGCCGUGUACUACAGCAACUUUUCAAGCUGUUCCCUCCCGCGUGGCUGAUCUGCCGGAGUUGCGUUCAAACUUCCGGCUGCUUCGCCAAUUCUUUUCGCCCCGGAUUAGAAACACUCCUGUUUGACGUACCGCCAGGCGUCCAAGAGCGUAAGGUAGAGCAAUUGUUCGACGCUCUCCUCGCAGAAGCGCCCGGCCUGCAGCGACUGUCAAUAUCGGCGGCCCGUUUUACAAUCCCUCCGAGUCUCGUAAAGCUUCCCAAGUUAAAGCAACUGUCCAUAGAUGGAAUCAACGUGUGCCUGGCGAUGCAGAACAUUACCAACAUCCAGCAUUCGUGCCGUCUUGACACCCUGAUGCUUACUUUGUACGGAACAUCCAACGAUGUGGACAACCCACCAUCGGGUGAUUUACCACUUGAAUUGAGAACCCUCAAACACCUCAUUCUCGCGGCCAAUAACUUGCCACUGUGUACAUCCUUUCUUCAUCAAGUUACCACCCCGCACUUGUCAUCCAUCCAUAUCAGCUACUCCACACCUGCUCGCCCAACGGAAAUCACCGCAUUCAUUGAAUCCUUGUCCAUGUCUUGCCAAACAUUUGCAUCCUUGGAAAAGAUCUCUAUGGCCGGGGACUCGUAUCAGCGUCCAGGUCCUGACUGCCACAGCAUACUCCCUUCCCAUAUUUUCCGGCCUUUACUCAAGUUCAGAAGGCUGUCGACUGUCAUAUUCUCCGACAUUGGCAUAUACGAUCUUGACGAUGCGUUCAUCGAUGAUGUUGCGGUUGCCUGGCCAAAUCUUUGUGAAUUGGAGUUCGCCUCGCAUAGACCUGGCACUUCUAACGACGUCACCUUCGCCGCAAUGCUUUCGUUGGCGUCAAGGUGCAGAUCGCUGCGUAUCCUACAUUUAACAUUCGAUGGCACACAAUUGCCGACACUACCUCAUACACAGGACGGAAACCAGGAGCUUUGGCCCACGCAAACAGCCCUCCAAGAGCUGAAUGUCGGACACUCGCGUGUGUCGGAAGAGGCGCGUGUCCCAUAUUUCCUAGCUACGGUGUUUCCAAAUCUAGAUGUUUUCACCUGGCAUGGUAUGUUCGGGGUUUCUCAUGGUGGUACGAAAGCACUGGAAGAAGCAUUGGAACAACUGGAGGACCUUCGGGAUACCGAGGGGGAGGACACUGAUGAUUUCCUGUGAGGAUCCAUCUA
Messenger RNA from Suillus clintonianus, 1568 nucleotides. RefSeq lists its product as uncharacterized. The transcript is spliced from 3 exons. The coding region runs from base 1 to 1557 and encodes 518 amino acids. The record is from RefSeq and is a predicted model, not a curated record. Lineage: Eukaryota; Fungi; Basidiomycota; Agaricomycetes; Boletales; Suillaceae.